Brugia pahangi is the source of this 3126-nucleotide messenger RNA. The record is from the annotation of a GenBank genome assembly. Lineage: Eukaryota; Metazoa; Nematoda; Chromadorea; Rhabditida; Onchocercidae.
AUGGUAAGAACAAAGCUGGAUAACCGGAUUAGAAUUCUUAUCGAGAAUGGAGUCGCUAUGGGUCACCGUUCGAUGUUUGUUAUUAUUGGUGACAAGGGGAAGGAUCAGGUUGUCAUACUUCAUCAUGUGUUAUCGAAAGCAACUGUUGCUGCCCGGCCUUCUGUUCUGUGGUGCUAUAAAAAAGAGCUUGGAUUCAGUUCACAUCGUAAAAAACGAAUGAAGGAAUUAAAAAAGAAAAUACGCAAUAGUCAUAUACAUAUAAAGGAUAAUGACCCAUUUGAAUUGUUCAUUUCAUCAACACAGAUCCGUUAUUGUUACUAUGCAGAAACACAUAAAAUCCUUGGCAGUACUUUUGGAAUGCUUAUACUUCAGGAUUUUGAAGCAAUUACACCUAAUCUUCUAGCGCGAACUGUUGAAACAGUUGAAGGAGGUGGAGUGAUUGUAUUGUUGUUAAAGAGUGUCAGCUCGUUGAAACAGUUAUAUACAAUGGCUAUGGAUGUCCAUAGUCGCUUCCGUACGGAAUCGCAUUCUGAAGUGGUUCCCCGUUUCAAUGAAAGGUUUAUACUGUCUUUGGCAAGCUGCCGCAGUUGCGCAGUUGUGGAUGAUCGCUUGAAUGUUUUACCACUGUCAUCUCAUACUUUGAAAAUUGAUGCAAUUCCUGCAAAUAUCAGGAACAAGUUUAGCAUGCAAGAGGAAGAAUUAGUAUCCCUAAAGAAUUCACUAAGUGAAACUAAACCGCUGAGUUUUUUGCUAAACAAGUGUAGGACAUUGUGUCAGGCAAAGACCCUGUUAAAGCUUUUGGAUGUGAUAACUGAGAAAACGUUGCAGUCAACAUGUUGCAUAACUGCAGCUCGCGGUCGGGGUAAAUCAGCUGUUCUUGGACUAGCUAUAGCAGGUGCUAUUGGUUUUGACUAUGCAAACAUAUUUGUAACAAGUCCAGCACCCGAUAAUCUCAAGACAUUAUUUGAAUUUGUUGUCAAAGGUUUGGAGGCUAUGAAUUAUGAAGAGCACACAGAUUUUGAAUUAAUUCAGUCAACUAAUAAACAAUAUAACAAAGCGUUGGUCCGAAUCAGUAUCUUCAAAGGUCAUCGACAAGUCAUUCAGUACAUUGAUCCUCGGGAUUCGGUUAAAUUAUCGCAGGCUGAGCUAGUAGUAGUCGAUGAAGCCGCUGCCAUUCCAUUCCCAAUUGUAAAAAACUUAAUUUCAGGACCGUAUCUUGUCUUUCUUGCCUCGACAGUCAGCGGUUAUGAAGGAACUGGAAGGUCGCUUUCAUUGAAAUUGUUGCAGCAGCUCCGUGAACAAGCAGCUGGUUUGCUGAAAAAUGAUAAUAAUGAACAAGUGCUAACUGCUGUGAAAGGACGUGCAUUACACGAACUGGUUCUCGAAGAAAGUAUCAGAUACAAACCAGGAGAUCAAAUUGAAACUUGGUUAAAUCGUGUCUUAUGCCUAAAUGCUUGCAAUGCUCAUCGAUUGGUAUCGGGAAUGCCACCUCCCAGGGACUGUCAGUUGUUGUAUGUCAACCGAGAUACUUUGUUUUCUUUCCAUAAAGCUUCCGAAACGUUUCUUCAUAGCAUUAUGGCAAUAUAUGUCUCAGCACAUUACAAAAACUCACCUAAUGAUUUGCAGAUGUUGUCGGAUGCUCCGGCACAUCAUUUGUUUGUUUUGGUGGGACCAAUUAACGAAACGCAUGCGCAGCUUCCAGAGAUUCUGGCAGUUAUACAAAUAGCAAUGGAAGGUGCUUUAUCUUCUGCGACAGUAUGCAGUAAUAUGGGAAGAGGAAAAAGAGCAGCGGGUGAUUUGUUGCCGUGGACUGUAUCGCAACAGUUCAUGGAUAAAGAAUUUCCAACGUUGAGUGGAGCACGAAUUGUGAGAAUAGCAGUACAUCCUGAUUUUCAGUCACUGGGAUAUGGUUCACGAGCUCUCGAGUUGCUUUUGGAAUAUUAUCAAGGAAAGGUACCAUGUUUCAAAGAAGAGACAGAUUUUAAUAUGGAAGCAAAAGCCAAACAUAUCGAGAAUCCUGAUGCACUAAUAUUGCUGGAAGAAGUUAUUGAACCACGCGCUGAUUUACCUCCACUUCUACAUCGUUUAAGUGAACGGCGUGCUGAGAGAUUGGAUUAUAUUGGUGUUUCGUUUGGCUUAAAUUUAGCACUACUUAAAUUCUGGAAACGUUCGGGGUUUGUACCGGUUUAUCUCAGGCAGUCUGUUUGCGACCUCACUGGUGAACAUACUUGCAUUAUGUUGAAGGAUAUGAAUAAAGAUGAGGAAGAUUUAAACGAGAGCACUGCUUCUUGGCUUUCAUUAUACUGGACUGAAUUUCGACGUCGAAUUUUGCAUUUGUUUGGAUUUGAGUUCAAUAAAUUUUUGCCGCAGAUGGCCCUCAGUAUUCUUCAGCUGAGAAAUAAUGGAAUCAUGAAACAAUGCAAAAGAGAUGUUCUGACCAGAGAAAAACUUGGAUUAUUUCUUUCAAACAGUGAUUUACGUCGAUUAUCUGAGUAUGCACGAAACAUGAUCGAUCAUCACCUAAUUACCGAUAUAUUACCAGUACUUGCUUUAUUGUAUUUCGAAGAACGAUUCGAUGAAAAAGUCAAACUAAGUACUGUGCAGUCAGCGAUUUUGUUAGGCACUGGGCUGCAGCAUAAGACGGUGGAUACUUUGGUAACAGAACUUGACUUACCUGCUAAUCAGUUACUAGCUUUAUUCAACAAAGCUAUCCGAAAACUUUCUGAGUACCUCGAUCAGCUCUGUAUGAAUGCAGUACAGCAAGAAAUUGAUGGUCAGGGAAUCGGUGGGCUUUCAGUCCAUGCAGGUUCCAUGCAACCUGUUGCUAUCUCUCUUGAUGAUGAGCUUCACGAGGCAGCUGUAGAAAUCAAAAAAAGACAAGAUAAAGAUCGGACGAGACUUAAAGAAGAAAUUGGUCGAGAAUUGAAGCAGUAUGCAAUCAAGGGAAAUGAAGAUGAUUGGAUGAGUGCUUUGCAGAGUACCGAUCUGAAGACAGUUAAGAAAACUGGCAUGAUUUUAUCGGUUAAAUCAUCAAGAGCCGAAUCCAAAAGUGUUCAUGAAUUAUUUGAAGAACCAAGCAAGUUCGCCAAUCGAAAAGGCAAGAAAAAAUUUAAAACUUUUAAAUAA